AUGCUAUUCGCUAGACUAUGGAGGCGGUCAGUAGCCUCUGCUAUUUCAUCCAGCGGUCUCGGUCGACAGAGUCUACAGCAGCCGUUUCCGACACCGGUGAUGUUCAUUCCCAAGCUACACCGAAAUCGUAAAGAAUGCCCGGGAAUUGGAGAAAAAGAGAAAGAUAAAUUGACAGCGGCAGAUCCUGAACAAGCGUCGUCAUCGAAAACACCAGUUGCAUUGAAUAUAACUUCAAAAAGACCGAAUGACGACGAGCUCGCUCCAGUCAAAACUCGCUCAAGAAAUCUAACAAAAGGGCAGAGUCCGAUCUUAUCAGUUGAGCAAGAAAACUUGGUUUCACUCGCAGUCGAAGGCCACAACAUUUUUUAUACUGGCCCAGCAGGCUGUGGCAAGUCUACAGUGCUAAGAGUCAUUCGAGAUCGCCUUGAAGGAAUGGGCAACAAUGUCCUUGUCUUGACCCCAACGGACGAUAUAGCACUAGCAAAUGGGGGCAGAAACACAUGGUCUUUCGCCAGCUGCAUGUCUAACUCACAUACAAUGAGCCUAUCUCAGAUAACGAAUCCUGAGCGCAACCCACAAUUGUUCGAACGAAUGGCAAACGUUGAAGUAAUUAUCAUUUCGGAGAUAAACAUGGUCGAGAACUUCCACUUUGAACGAUUGAACGAGGUUAUGAAGGCUGUAAAAUCUUCUUCUCUUCCCUUUGGAGGUAUUCAGGUUAUCGUAACUGGAGACUUUUGUGGGCUGCCACCCGUGAUGCCAUUCCAAAACUGCUUCCAUUGCGGCAGCUAUCUUAAGCACAACAAACAAAAAGGUACUUAUACAUGUUUGAAUGAGGAUUGCAACAUCAAUCUCUAUUAUGAGGAAGACAAAUGGGCCUUCCAAAGCCGUUCGUGGCAACAAUGCAAUUUUCAUAACGUACACCUCGCUGCCGUCUUCAGACAAGAAGAUCCUGCUCUUGUCAGUUUGCUACGCGAGAUUCGACUUAAUUUAAAGGUUUCCGACGACAGCAUGGGGCUUUUGAGGAAGCGGAAGAAUAAGACGAGCAACCAUGCGGUGAAACUUUUGACAACGCGAGCAGACGUGCGAGAACUUAACGAUGCAAAAUUCCUCCGUCUGAGGGCUCCUCUGCAGGUAUAUCAAAGUGUGGAUGUUUAUGGAUGGAAUGAAGGAGAGCACGAAUACCUAGCAUACAAUCAAGAGAGAGAUACUCGUGGUUCUUUCGGGGUAUUGAGAGAUUACAAUCUUGGAGCUAAAGUUCAGCUGAAAGAAGGAAUGCCAGUAGUGCUGCUGCAAAAUAUCGAUCCCGGCAGCGGAUUAUGCAACGGCGCCCAAGGAAUUAUUAUUGGAUACGAGCCGUUUGGAAACCUUUUACAGCUUGUUACUGAGUAUUAUGAACAUUUGCCUGCACAUUGGCUACGAAUCGACGCUCUUGAAGACGCGCUUCGAAGGUUUUUACGAGAAUGUAGCAGCAACAAAGGCUGGCCGAUUGUCAAAUUCCAUAAUGGAAUAACCAGAACCAUCUAUCCUACUUGUCGGGCUCUACCUUUAGGAGGUACGCAACCAUAUUCGCUCCUCGGGAGAAUCCAGGUCCCACUAACUGCUGGUUGGGCUCUGACCGUUUAUGACGCUCAAGGAAUGGCUUUGGACAGCAUUGUGGUAGAUGUAGUGAAGACUUCAAGGGAAGGUCUGAUGUACGCAGCUUUAUCGAGAGCAAGGACAUGGCAGGGAUUGAAGGUAGAGGGGGACUUGACUCGAUUAGGGUACCAUAGAGGAAAUGGAGCGCAGUUGAAGUGGCUGAAACGGACGUUUGGACACAAGGUUGUGAUGGCGAGGUAA
This is a messenger RNA of Trichoderma asperellum CBS 433.97, 1836 nucleotides long. NCBI's taxonomy places the organism in Eukaryota, Fungi, Ascomycota, Sordariomycetes, Hypocreales, Hypocreaceae. The record is from RefSeq and is a predicted model, not a curated record.